AUGGAAUCACUUUAUUCAUUUUUGACCUCUUUAGAUGACUCUAAAAUAGAUUCAUUAGAAACUUAUAAUGACUUUUCAUUUUUUGAAUUCUUGAAUACCCAUUUUAUUGUUAAGAAUUCAAACGUUCUAACUUUGCCAAUUAAUAUUUCGAUAACGAGCAAUUUCGUGGACACUAUUAACCAAUGUAUUACUUUCUUGUUGGAUAAAAAGCUCUUUAAUAAUUUGCUAACAUUUGGAUAUAAAUUUACUCAAAAUACAUCCGAGCUUUUGUCAAACAAAUCAAUUAACACAAAUGUUCAUAUUCUGAAAUCUGUGAAUUGGAAAAUACUAUUUAAUGCCAUCAAAGAUCCAUUGGUCUUUAUGGAUUUGUUAUUAAACUAUUCAGUAUUUCAUUUUAACUAUAAUUUAAAUUGUUACAUACAAAUUGUGGGUAAUAAAUUAAACCGACCACAUUCACCACCAACAUGGGUUUUAAAAAAAUCACAUAAAAAUGACCUAUCUACAAAACAUAUUAGCUUAAGAUAUGCAUCAUUUAGAGAUAGACAUUUUAAUGAACUCAAAAAUUUAUUAAAACGAACUCAAUGCAUCUUUCCCUCAGACUUGUUGUCAACUUUACCAUCAUCUGUUAAAUAUUCUAUUGAAUUGAAUUAUAAAUCAAUAUAUAAGAAUUUCAACUCAAUUCUAAAGCAAAACCUUCCAAUAAAGUUUCUAAAUAAGUUUUGUCCAAAGCAAUCGUACAAUUACCAUUUAGAAAAUGCAACUCCCUCCAAAGAUGUUGUAAGAUUUAUCAUUCUUUUAUUAGAAAAACUUAUCCCUCAAAAGUUAUUUGGGUCCAAAAAAAACAAAUCAAUUAUUUUCUCAAACUUAAGCUCGUUUAUAAGCUUACCAAUCGGUGGUUCGAUCUCCAUUAGUGAUGUAAUGAUGAAUAUUCAAGUAACAAAAUUUAGUUGGCUCCAUAAAUUAUCCUCAUCUUCUUUAAACGAUUUUCAAUUACUAACAAAUCUUGUUCACCAUUUUGUUUACUGGCUAUUUACCUUUUUAAUAUCAAAUUUGAUCUCAAUUCAUUUUUAUGCUACAAACGUUUCCUCGAAAGUAGAAAUCUUAUAUUUUAGACAAGACACAUGGCACUCAAUUUCUAAAUCAUUUAUUAAAUCAUAUUUUAUGAAAUAUUUAUUAAGAUCUCCAUUUACUUCCAUACUAUCGGAUAAUUCAAAUUUAGAAAAUGCAUCAAAAUUAAGAAUUAUACCUAAAAGUGCAAAUGGCGAGUUUCGUGUUUUAUCCACUCCUUAUAGAAGCACUAACUCUAAUAUAAUUUACCAUAGCUUAAAGAAGCCUGUUAUACUUAUAUUAAAAUAUUUAAGAACUAAGAGGGAAACAAGAUACCGUAGAAUACAAUCUGUCAAUGAGAUUCCAUUAGCAAUUCAAUAUUUUAAAUCAAAGCUUGAAAAAAAGUUCGACAAAUCAUUACCAGCUAUCUAUUUCAUGAAAUUUGAUAUGGAUUCUUGCUACGAUUCUAUACCAAGGACAAAGUUGAUAUCAAUACUCGAUGAUUUGCUUUCAAAGGAAGACGGGUUUCAUUUACGUUCACAAACAAUUUAUAAUUAUCAGACAAAUAAAUCGAAAAUUUCUUAUUCUAUAAAUGAAACAUUACAAGGAACUCCAAAUGAUAUAUUGGUAGAUAAUGUAUUAACAAAGUAUUAUUCCAAUUCGGAUGUUCGUCGUUUAGUAUACGAUGAAAUUUUCCAAACAACAAUGUAUUAUAAAAACAGGCCGUAUAUUCGCAAAGAUGGCCUUUUUCAAGGCUCUCAUUUCUCAGGAUUAUUAGUAGAUAUUUUAUAUGAUGAUCUCUUAGAGUCUUAUGAUGUCUUCCAUUGUAAUACCACAAAUGAUGAACGACUCUUAUUACGAAUUGCUGACGACUUUCUUGUUAUGUCCACCAAUAAAAAGCAAAUUGAAGAGAUCAAUCAAGUUGCAAGGGAAGGGUUUAUGGAAUAUAACGCUUCAGUAAAAUUAGAAAAAAUUCUAAACCUUUCCUCUCAAGAAUAUGCAGAAACUAAUAAGGAUACCACUAUAUUUCAAUUUUGUGGGCUAAAUAUUAAUUUUUGUAACUUAAAUGUUUGGAAAGAAUCAACGUCGCUUAAUAUUUUGCAAGUAAAUUCAUCUUCCAUAAAAACCAUUUACAAACGAUUAAAAUGGAUAUUUCAAAUUCGAUUAUCGUAUAAUACCCUAAAUAUGGAGAUUAACAAUAAUGACACCAUAUGUUUACAAAUAAAAAUAAUCAUUGAGAAUAUUAGUAAAAUAUUAAUAAACUCGUUACAAAAUAAUAAAAACAACAAUACUAGAAACAAUGAAAUAAAAAUGAAAUAUUUUUUAAAUUUUAUCAAUUAUACAAUUGAAUCAACUAAUAAUGUUACAAACAUGAACUAUAAAAAUGUAAUUAUUCAUGAAUUCAUCAGAAAUUUCUUACCAAACCAAUCCAAGUUUAGCAAAGAAAUUAAAUGUCUAAAUAAUAUUGUAUAA
Henningerozyma blattae CBS 6284 is the source of this 2520-nucleotide messenger RNA. RefSeq names its product telomerase reverse transcriptase (gene EST2). The coding region runs from base 1 to 2520 and encodes 839 amino acids. The record is from RefSeq and is a predicted model, not a curated record. Gene Ontology annotation, biological process: telomere maintenance via telomerase. Gene Ontology annotation, molecular function: telomeric repeat DNA binding; telomerase RNA binding. The transcript has a single exon. NCBI's taxonomy places the organism in Eukaryota, Fungi, Ascomycota, Saccharomycetes, Saccharomycetales, Saccharomycetaceae. Gene Ontology annotation, cellular component: telomerase catalytic core complex.